Molecule: messenger RNA, 1176 nt
Organism: Geosmithia morbida
Lineage: Eukaryota; Fungi; Ascomycota; Sordariomycetes; Hypocreales; Bionectriaceae
Product: large subunit ribosomal protein L3e
Exons: 5
Coding region: 1-1176 (391 amino acids)
Biological process (GO): translation; ribosomal large subunit assembly
Cellular component (GO): ribosome; cytosolic large ribosomal subunit
Molecular function (GO): structural constituent of ribosome; RNA binding
Source: RefSeq, a predicted model, not a curated record
AUGAGUCACCGCAAGUUCGAGGCUCCCCGCCACGGUUCGCUGGCCUACCUGCCGCGCAAGCGUGCCGCCCGUCAUCGCGGAAAGGUCAAGUCCUUCCCCAAGGAUGACCCCAAGAAGCCCGUCCACCUGACGGCCGCCAUGGGCUACAAGGCCGGUAUGACGACGAUUGUCCGUGACAUGGACCGCCCCGGCGCCAAGGCGAACAAGAAGGAGGUCGUCGAGGCCGUGACCAUCGUCGACACCCCACCUAUGAUCGUUGUUGGUCUUGUGGGCUACAUCGAGACUCCCCGCGGUCUCCGCUCUCUCAGCACCGUCUGGGCCGAGCACCUGAGCGAUGAGCUCAAGCGCCGCUUCUACAAGAACUGGUACAAGUCUAAGAAGAAGGCCUUCACCAAGUACGCCAAGAAGCACUCCGAGAGCAGCGGUGCCUCCGUCACCCGCGAGCUCGAGCGCAUCCAGAAGUACUGCACCGUCGUCCGCGUCCUCGCCCACACCCAGAUCCGCAAGACCCCCCUCAAGCAGAAGAAGGCCCACCUCAUGGAGAUCCAGAUCAACGGUGGUUCUGUCGCCGACAAGGUCAACUUCGGCCGCGGGCUCUUUGAGAAGCCCGUCAGCAUCGACUCCAUCUUCGAGCAGGACGAGGUCAUUGACGCCAUCGCUGUUACCAAGGGCCACGGUUUCAACGGUGUCACCGCCCGUUGGGGUACCACCAAGCUGCCUCGCAAGACCCACAAGGGUCUCCGUAAGGUCGCUUGUAUCGGUGCCUGGCACCCCUCCCACGUCCAGUGGACCGUUGCCCGUGCCGGUCAGCUGGGUUACCACCACCGUACCUCGGUCAACCACAAGAUCUACCGCAUCGGCAAGGGUGACGCCGACGACAACGCGUCGACUGAUGUUGACAUUACCAAGAAGACUAUCACCCCUCUUGGUGGUUUUGUCCGCUACGGUGAGAUCAACAACGACUUCGUCAUGCUCAAGGGCUCCAUCCCUGGUGUGAAGAAGCGCGUCAUUACUCUCCGCAAGUCCAUGUUCACCCACACCUCGCGCCGUGCCCUCGAAAAGAUCAACCUCAAGUGGAUCGACACCUCGUCUGAGUUCGGUCACGGUGCCUUCCAGACCCCUGCCGAGAAGAAGCAGUUCCAGGGUACCCUCAAGAAGGAUCUGGCCUCCGCUUAG